CGCGUUUGGGCGCUGGCACUCUGAGCGACGAAGUCGGCAGGUCGCGAUGCGCGAGAAAGUGCGCUUUUCCGACGAGCGAGUUUCCCAAUUUUCCGACCAGCAGUAGCAACAAAACUCGCGUAUAGUUUCUAUAGUGAAUUUGUCCACCCGGUGAAAAAAAUUUCAGUUUUCUUAUAUAUAUUUUGGAUCUAAAUGCGGUCGAAACGGUGACGUAACUGGACGAAAGAGUGUUUGGGUGAGGAUCAGGAAGAUCGCAGUGGCGGGCGCGCGAAGAUGCGAUUCGAACACAGAGAGAGCCAUUUGAGAGGAAUUUUGCGUCGACGAGAAUGCCAGAGAUGCAGGAAACAGUGAGCUGAGCUCACACCGGCGGAGCAAUGCCUCUCUGAAAAGAUGUCCUAAUAUGGGUCAGCCUUGGAUGCUCCUUCGUGCGGCUGCAAUUUUACUUGUGACAAGGCAAACACUGGCCCUGUCCGACAUCUUUGAAGAGGGGAAAUCCGACAAGGAAAUCCUAGAUAAUCUAUUGAGGGCGACGCGGUACGACAAAAGGCUGCUGCCGCCCGUGAGAGAUGCGGACUUCUGCUGUGGCCUGCAAUCGCCCGAUGAUGCGAAACUCGAUGACAGAAACAUCCCGUAUAGCGGAAAACAGCGGGGUUCUCUAACUGUCAACGUUAGUGUCCUUUUACUAAGUCUUGCAUCACCGGACGAAUCAAGUUUGAAAUAUGAAGUCGAAUUUCUUCUUCAACAACAAUGGUACGAUCCACGUUUACGUUACUCGAACCAGAGCGAGUACAAUUAUUUGAACGCAAUCCAUCACCACGACGACAUUUGGCUUCCCGAUACGUAUUUCAUUAUGCACGGGGAUUUCAAGGAUCCCUUAAUUCCGGUGCAUUUCAGCUUGAGGAUCUACAGAAAUGGCAGCGUCAAUUAUUUAAUGAGGAGGCACUUGAUACUGUCGUGCCAGGGGAGCUUAAAUAUAUUCCCUUUCGACGAUCCUAAGUGUACGUUUUCGAUGGAGAGCAUAUCCUACGAGAUAACAUCAAUAAACUACGUGUGGAAAAACGACGAGGACGUCUUGAGAAAGUCUCCAAGCUUAACGACACUCAACGCCUAUCUAAUCAAUAAUCAGACGCUAAUAUGCCCUAUACAGUCUAGUUGGAGAGGAAACUAUAGCUGCCUAAGGGUACACUUAAUAUUCACAAGGGAUCGAGCGUUUUACUUCACGACGGUUUUUAUACCGGGAAUAAUAUUAGUGACGUCUUCGUUUAUUACAUUCUGGUUGGAGUGGAACGCUGUACCAGCUCGGGUUAUGAUAGGUGUGACCACAAUGCUCAACUUUUUCACCACGUCCAACGGUUUCCGGUCGACACUUCCGGUCGUGUCCAAUUUAACGGCGAUGAACGUGUGGGACGGCGUGUGUAUGUGCUUCAUUUACGCCUCGUUGCUGGAAUUCGUUUGCGUCAACUACGUGGGACGAAAAAGACCGUUGCACAACGUCGUCUACCGGCCUGGUGAAAACCCAUUUACGCAGCGAUUGCCGGCUGUGCUGAGCAGGAUAGGCAUUAUACUGGCCAGUCCAUUGGGUGACAAAAAGCAAGAUUCGACAACGGUAGCAAACGAAAUUUCGACUUGCCCCAAUUGCGGACCAAAUCCAUGUACCCACACGAACAAUGGCUGCCCAGCAGCUGAGGUACGGAAAAAAGAACCGCCUCAUCCGAUCAGGGUGGCGAAAACCAUCGACGUCAUAGCUAGGAUAACUUUUCCCACUGCGUUCGCCGUUUUUCUCAUUUUCUUCUUUUAUCACUACAAGAGCUUCACUAACGCACACGAGGAAUGAAAAAGUGAGAUAUAAGUGACUUGACAUUAAAAGCACUCACAGUGGACUUGUUCAGUGUACUUAUUUUUAUUAAAUCGGUAAAAAUGAUUUUUUGAAACGUUUCUGCAAAAAGUUCGCAAUACGAGGUAGCUCUUGAAGCACUGUAAAUAUUAUAUAUUUUUUUUCUAUACAUAAUCACACGUGAACAAUUUUAUAAAUAUUAUUCGUUUUAAGAAAAAAUUGUAAUUUUCAAAUUCACCCAAGGCUUUCAAAAAAAUUAGGACUUAAUUAAGGACAAAUGAAUUUAUCUUAUAAGGACAUAGUUGAUUUUUUUGUUUCACUUUUCAGCUGUAUUUGCAUCAAUACCGUAAAUAUAAUAAAAGCUGUUCAGACGUUUUUUGAAGCAGAAAUAAUUUCUUAUGAAUUAACGCUUUAAUCCAUACAACGACCUAUAUAAAUCUGGUUAAAUUCUGCAAUUUACCGCAUACAAGUAUAAGGUUUAUUUUGAAGUAAUGCUCCUGCCUCUUAGAGCUUGGAAUUUUUUAAGAAGCAAUAUAAGUAGGUAGUUUCUGUAGCAGUCUGUGGUACGCGGCGUUGCCGGCUCAAGUUCUCUAUGGUGCAGUUUCCAUUAAAUCCUGCGAAUGCGAAUAAUUCAACUCAUAUAGUGGAAUAUCAAAUGCCAAUCGAAUACUUACAAAUUAUGAUUCGACACUUGUAAACCAAAACCAGAACAUAAAAUAUAAGUUGGUGCAGAGGUGUAAAGCUCCUCGAUCCCUGCCUUUCGGAAUUAUUUCUGAAAUCACUUGCGUCUACAGCCUACAUAGUUACUUUGAAAGGGUUCAAGCUGCAAACACAGUACAUACCAAUUUCAUUAGGAUUUUCUUCUUUAGUCUUAAUUGAAACCUAACACUUUAUAUCUUAAUGUUUACAGGCAAAACCCAAAAAAUUGGACCAUCCCUGUAUUUUAUUAUUAUAGGUAUGUUCCAACAACAAUACCAACAACAAAACAUUGUGAUUAUUGUUUGGAACAAAGUAAACCAUUUCUGUGAUUAUAGAUGAUAUAUAUUUAUUGUUUAAAUCAUAUUAUAGUUUAUUCAUUGUUGAUUUUGUACCUGAAAUAACUUUUUUUGUUAAUUAUCCAAAUUAUGUUAUGAUAGUUUUUGAAUUUCGGUGACAAGAUAUAUUAUAAUAUAACGUUAAAUUAAAUUGCAUUCCAACUAAAAAUAAUAUGGAGAGGCACUCAAAAAGCAAUUGUACAUAAUUAUUAGAUUGAGUAUUGGAAUAAUUUCAAAAUAAUGUAAAUACGGCCCUUAUUGAAAUUGUCCCUAGACUUUAGAUUUCGUUUUGAAUACUCACAAAUCCCAAAAAAAAAGCAAUUGUCGUAUUAAAAUCUGUAGCAUAUUUGCCUCGAGCACGUAUAGAGCAAAACCUGUGAUGAUGACUGAUGAGCGCUGUUUACGCUGCUUAUUUGAACCAAUUUAACAGUAGAUUGCGUAAAUAAUGUUUAAAAUAUAUUAGUAAAAUAAGUCGAUCAGGUUUAGUUUAUCAAUAUUUUGGCAUCAAAUUUCCUUAAAAAAAAUAUAUUUGAAAUGAACCAAUAAUAAUUCAUAUUUUAUUAAAGAAACUGCAAGAGAGAUGUUCAUAUGGAAACAUUUAAUAAUAAGAGCUAUAGUCUUUAGAAAUAAUAUGAGGAUUUUUUGCAGUUUUUUUUUUCAUUUUUCUACACCAUCAUUUAACCAUGCAGCACGAGCUCCACAGCUUGAAAUUAUUCUAGAAAAUCUUUUGAGAUGGAUAUUAGGAGUUGUUCAUCUUAUUUAGCAUUUGCAUUAACUCAAAUUGAUUACGAUGAUUCUUUUUAACUUUGGUAAACACAAUCUAGCCGUCCUUGAAUUACAAAUUAUGUACCUACUUCUAUUAAAUCUUUUGCCUCUGCCUGUGAUACAACCUAAUUGAUUUGUGCGAUAAGCUUUAAUAAAUCCCUCAAACAAUUAUUCUAAAAAUUUUGCCUUACACAUCUUAUAAUACUUAAGUCUUUUUCUUGAAAUUUGAUGCCAAAAAACAUAUAUUAAAACGAAUUUACUAACAUUAUUUGUUGUAAUAAGUGCAAAGUUACCUUAAAAUAACUAUUAUCAUUAUUGUUAACUUCAAAGCAAAAUGUGAUAUCACAUUUUGUAUUAGAAAGGUUUUUCGUACAAUUAAUUGUAUAUAAAUUUGCACGUCACAAUCAAAUAAUGAUAAAAUAUGCACCAACGCAAAAAAAAAAAUAUGCCCGAGUUUAUUUUAUGUAUAUAAUAAAAUCAUAUUCCGGAAAAUAUUGUCAAAACAAAAAUGCAGCUUUAAACUCAUCUAUAGUACAUAAUAUACUUGUAAUGUGAUUAAAUUUGUGAGAUUUAUUAUAAAUUUCGUUUUGCAUCGUAGAGUCUACACUCUUAUUAAAAGAAAAAAGAUGUAUAUAUUUAUAUUGCACACAUUAAAAUGAUAUUUUAUCGAACACAUAUUAAUUAUUAUGAUAAAAGUAAUCUUGUCAUUCGACGUUAAAAAUUUUGAAUCAAAAU
Messenger RNA from Ceutorhynchus assimilis (cabbage seed weevil), 4368 nucleotides. The record is from the annotation of a GenBank genome assembly. NCBI's taxonomy places the organism in Eukaryota, Metazoa, Arthropoda, Insecta, Coleoptera, Curculionidae.